AUGUAUCUAAAAGUUGUGUCUGUUUCUAAAAGGAAUUUUCAGUUUAAACGAUCUAACUAUGGUGUCUGUAUCACUAUUAAUUUGGGUUACUCUGCUUAUUUACAUGCAUCCACAUAUGCACAUCCACUCUUUCUAAAGGCUCCGCACGAGCUCAGCGCUGGCAUCUCAGAGUUCUUUCCAAAGUCCUCGAACCGACUGGUCCUGUUCACACAUCUUGUCGGUCUGUUCGCUAUUUUCUUUGGUAUCGUUUCCUUCCUUUCCGGCUUCCUAUUGAUGCGUUCUGAACUCUCCAACACCACUGCGUCUACCACAGUUGCUGGGCUGACUUCCGAUUCCAGAGACUAUUUUCUGGCCUCUGUCGGUCCUCCGCACUUCGACCGAAUCAUAAUAUUAAUCGUGGACGCUUUGUCUCACGACCUGAUGUAUCGGUUGGCAGGUUCGCUGUCUUCACAAACACCUACAGCCAGCAGCCAGCCAGUCUACCGAAUGGCCCAUUUGCAGCGCCUUCAUCAGGAGAAAGUUGGUCGACUGGCGGCCGGCUAUUUGGCUCAUUUUGUCGCCGACCCUCCAACCACAACGUUGCAGCGUCUUAAGGGCAUUCUCACGGGAAGCAUGCCGACGUUCAUCGAUGCCGGAUCCAACUUUGGAGGCUCACUCUUGAGUGAGGACAACCUGGUUUGGCAGUGGCAAGCCGCAGGAAAGCUGAUCGCAUUCGUAGGAGACGACACUUGGAUGCAGCUAUUCCAGGGGAGGUUUUCUGAAGCUCUUCCUUAUCCCUCUUUUGAUGUGAAUGAUUUGGACACCGUUGAUAAGGGCGUACGCAAUUUCUUUCAUGCAAAACUAUCCAAUGACAUCGUCGAGCACGCCAACAACUGGAGUAUCCUUAUCGGCCAUAUGUUAGGCGUCGACCACUGUGGUCAUCGUUACGGUCCAGCCCACCCAGAAAUGGAUAGGAAACUUGCAGAAGUGGAUGAGCUGAUCGGGUAA
Molecule: messenger RNA, 987 nt
Organism: Protopolystoma xenopodis
Lineage: Eukaryota; Metazoa; Platyhelminthes; Monogenea; Polystomatidea; Polystomatidae
Source: the annotation of a GenBank genome assembly